GUCGUACAAGUCCUCUUCCACGUUGUCUCUGAAUUUGUUGCACAGCACAGGGAAGGCGCCGCGUCUUCCAAUUUUUUUUUUUUUUGGUUCUUUUCUUACGCCUUGUGGUUGGGUUGGGUCACAUCGGCGCAGCCGCAGAGAAAAGAGAUACUGUCCGUCGGAGUGCGUAUGGAAAAUGGGGAAGUGAUGAAUUUCGUUCAAGGGUAUUUGCCAGUAGUAGUUCGGUCGUCGUCGUCGUCCAUGUUGUUGUGGCCGUCCCGAGUGGUGGAAACCCUGGAAAAACUGUCAGGGGGCCCACAAAAUAGCAAAGUGGACUCAGGAGAGUCUCUCUUUCUCGCAAUUUCAGACCUGAGGCACAACCUUUCCCUCCGACAAGGCCUUGCUUCCUCCGCUGGACAUGGCUACACCCUCUUCUUCGACCAAUUAAUGUCUCGUGGACAGGCAGAGAAGUGGUUCGGAGAGGUAGUCCCGGAAUUGGCCAGUUUACUACUGCGGUUGCCAUCUCUCUUAGAAGCCCACUAUCAGCGUCCGUGUCCACAAUCUCAUCCAUAUAAUAAAUGUGGUCCUAGCCAUGGCCUAAAAACCUCUCUUCGCCUACUGGAGUCCCAGCAAUCGGGAAUGGUGAUCAUGACCCAGGAACUGAUCGGUGCUCUUCUUGCGUGCUCCUUCUUUUGUUUGUUUCCAAUAACUAAUAGAGCAGCGAAACGUCUUCCAACCAUCAACUUUGAUUAUUUGUUUGCGAGUUUAUAUGACAGUUAUACUGCAAAACAGGAGAACAAAAUCAAAUGCAUCACACACUAUUUUGUGAGGAUAUGCACUUGCAUGCCUGUGGGUGUUGUCUCAUUUGAGCGUAAAGUACUUUCAUUGGACGAUAAUCCUUCUUGUAAUUAUUAUCCAAAGGCUGAUUUUUGGAGCAGGUCCUCUAUGCCUCUUUGCCACUUCAAGGUUUACAUGUCUGGCUUCAUAGAAGAUCAAUCUUGUGAGGCUAUUGAGGUGGAUUUUGCAAACAAGUAUCUUGGGGGUGGCACUCUUCAUCGGGGUUGUCUACAGGAAGAGAUCCGUUUCGUGAUUAACCCGGAACUAAUUGCUGGAAUGCUUUUCUUGCCUUCCAUGGCAGACAAUGAAACUAUAGAAAUUGUGGGUGCAGAAAGGUUUUCAAAUUAUUCAGGGUAUGGUUUUUCCUUCUGUUUUGCAGGGGAUCAUGUUGACCAGAGGGAUUUUGAUUUAGUAGGAAGACGGAAAACAAGAAUCAUUGCAAUGGAUGCACUUUCCUCUCCAGGAGAGAGACAAUUUGGACUUGAUUGUCUGAUCCGGGAGAUUAACAAGGCAUUCUGUGGCUUUUUUGAUCAAUCUAAAUUUCAGCAGUAUCAGGAACUGUUUCACAGUGAUGAAUUUUGUAAAGCUUCACCUUGUCAAGAUCUUAGUCAAGAUCUUAAACAUCCUGUGGACAUCUUGAGGAAUUCUAUUUUGUUUCAUGAAGCUCCAGCAAUGUUGUCUGGAUCAGACAAAGGAAUGUCUCUGGAUCAACUAAUGAAUAGUCUUGAAGAAAAAUGCAGUCAGCUUGUGGACCAUGAACAUCAAAUAGGUAUUGCAACAGGGAAUUGGGGCUGCGGUGCUUUUGGGGGAGACCCUGAACUUAAGGCCACACUACAAUGGCUUGCUGCAUCUGAGGCACUAAGACCUUUCAUCUCAUACUACACAUUUGGGGUGGAGGCAUUGCAGACUCUUGAACAGGAAGAGAAAAGGGAUUCUUCUUGAGCUAUUAAAAGUGUACUAGUUCAAAAAUUGUGGAUGACACAAAAGUCGAACCAAUAUUUUCCACACCUGCACUGCACUUGUCAUUUUUUAUGCAUGAGCAUUUAUGGUAAUUCUUUGAGAUGCUGCCUGGACUCUGGAGCUUAUAAUCUCUGCCAUCAGACCAGGAAAGCACUGCGAGGCUAAGGAUAGGUGGGGUUGCCAUUUAAUUUUGCACCUCGUUGAUGUUGCCUUGUAGGAGCUCCUUGAGGUCAUUAAACCAAAAAGGCAUGGUUUCUUUGUUUAGCAUUAGCAUUAUGAUGAGGCCGCCUUUCUCCCACGGAGGGGUCCGUCUGGGUCAAACAACAUGUUUAAUUUGCUUUCCUCGCGCUAGCUUGCAGUUGACCUCUUUUUUCAUAUAACAUCUUG
Molecule: messenger RNA, 2163 nt
Organism: Diospyros lotus (date-plum)
Lineage: Eukaryota; Viridiplantae; Streptophyta; Magnoliopsida; Ericales; Ebenaceae
Product: poly(ADP-ribose) glycohydrolase 1-like
Exons: 11
Coding region: 169-1758 (529 amino acids)
Biological process (GO): ATP generation from poly-ADP-D-ribose; nucleotide-sugar metabolic process; regulation of DNA repair
Cellular component (GO): cytoplasm; nucleus
Molecular function (GO): poly(ADP-ribose) glycohydrolase activity
Source: RefSeq, a predicted model, not a curated record